Molecule: messenger RNA, 3295 nt
Organism: Poeciliopsis prolifica (blackstripe livebearer)
Lineage: Eukaryota; Metazoa; Chordata; Actinopteri; Cyprinodontiformes; Poeciliidae
Gene: hcn3
Product: hyperpolarization activated cyclic nucleotide-gated potassium channel 3
Exons: 9
Coding region: 240-2105 (621 amino acids)
Biological process (GO): transmembrane transport; potassium ion transport
Cellular component (GO): membrane
Molecular function (GO): voltage-gated potassium channel activity
Source: RefSeq, a predicted model, not a curated record
GAAGUAGUUCAGUGUGAGCGUAAACUGUACAAACCGGUCUGUAUCACAGCGAAGCCUUUACUAAAGAAGCCGAUUUCUCCAUUUCUGUUUUCACAGGGCUGAGGAAGAAGAUGAAAGGGGAGCAGUUCAGCCCAAAUGUGAUCCAGCAUCACUAGGUUUUAAGGACAAAGGGUCUAAAUCCCCAGGAUAUCCACAGGAUGUAGGCAAACAUUGUAGUUUUAAGUGAAAACCACACAGAAAUGACCAGCCCUUCUAGGAGCAUAGACGAUCAGAGGGGAACCGGAGAAGGCCCGGCUCACAAGGCGGAGACGCCCCGGUACCGCAGCUGGAGCAGCCUGCGCUUCUCCAGGUGGAGGAGCAGCUCCCAGAGGACGACUCCUCCGAGCACCCCCUCUCCAAAGACCGAGAAGAGAAGCGACGUUUCCCGGACUCUCUUCACUCUGGUCAGGACGCACAAUGACGACUACACGGCGGACCCGGACGGCACGCUGGACAUGGGCGCGGAGGCCGAGGUCGGCCUGGAUGACCUGCUGCAGGAUCAGACCACGUACUUCCAGAAGCAGUUCGGCUCCAUGCUGCAGCCCGGCGUCAACAAGUUCUCACUGCGCAUGUUCGGCAGCCACAAGGGGGUCGCAGCAGAGCAGGAAAGGGUCAAGAGCUUUGGGGUGUGGAUCAUCCACCCCUACAGUGAUUUCAGGUUUUACUGGGAUAUUGUGAUGCUUCUUCUGAUGAUGGGUAAUCUGGUCAUCCUGCCCUGGGGAAUCACCUUCUUUGAAGACCAAAACACCAUGCCCUGGAUUAUCUUCAAUUUCCUGUCCGACACGCUCUUCCUCAUGGAUCUGGUCUUUAACUUUCGUACCGGUAUCCCGGGAGAGGACAGUCACAUUAUUCUGGACCCCAAAGAGAUCCGCAUGCACUACCUCCGCACCUGGUUCCUGGUAGACUUUGUUUCCUCCAUCCCUGUUGAUUACAUUUUUCUAAUCGUUGACCUGGAGUCCCGCCAUGAGUCGUCUGAUGUGUACAGGACGGCGCGGGCUCUGAGGAUUGUGCGUUUCACCAAGAUCCUCAGCCUGCUGCGUCUUCUCCGACUUUCACGUCUCAUCCGUUACAUCCAUCAGUGGGAAGAGAUUUUCCACAUGACUUAUGACUUGGCCAGCGCUGUGGUGCGUAUAGUCAACUUGAUUGGUAUGAUGCUGCUGCUGUGCCACUGGGAUGGCUGUCUGACCUUCAUGGUUCCUAUGCUGCAAGACUUUCCUCCAGACUGUUGGGUAUCUAAAAACAACAUGGCGAACGCCACCUGGCAUAUCCAGUACUCCUACGCCCUGUUUAUGGCCAUGAGUCACAUGUUAUGUAUAGGAUAUGGCGCUCACCCUCCAGAGGGCAUGACCGAUGUUUGGCUCACCAUGAUCAGCAUGGUUGUUGGAGCCACCUGCUAUGCCAUGUUCCUGGGUCACGCAACCACCCUGGUCCAAUCUUUGGAUGCAUCCCAUCGCCAGUAUCAGGAGAAGUACAAGCAAGUGGAGCAGUAUAUGUCGUUUCAUAAACUGCCAGCCGAUGUGCGGCAGAGGAUUCAUGAUUACUACGAGCACCGAUUCCAGGGCAAGAUGUUUGAUGAAGACAGCAUCCUGGGAGAACUCAGCGACCCACUGAAGGAGGAGAUUGUCAGCUAUAACUGCCGUGGACUUGUCGCCAACAUGCCGCUCUUUGCCAACACCGACCCUCACUUUGUCACCGUGAUCCUGACCAAGCUGCGCUUUGAAGUUUUUCAGCCAGGAGACUUUGUGAUACGAGAGGGAACGCUGGGUCGGAAAAUGUAUUUCAUCCAGCAUGGCACCGUCACGAUUAUCCCGCGUGGCAGUAAAGAGAUAAUACUCAGUGAUGGAGCCUACUUUGGAGAGAUCUGCCUACUAACUCAGGGCCGACGGACGGCCAGCGUGAGGGCCGACACCUACUGUCGUCUUUAUUCGCUGAGCGUGGACGACUUCAACGAAGUCCUGGAGGAACAUCCUCUGAUGAGGCGGGCGUUUGAGAGCGUGGCUGUGGAGCGACUGGAUCGAGUUUCACGUAGAUCCAGUUAUCAACCUCCAACAACUGAGUCCGAGUGAAAUAAGAAGAAAGAGAAAGAGACUCCAGACAGACAGACAAAGCACUUUUUAACAGAUCUCAAGAAAAUAAAUGUAAAAUAAUGUCUACUUGGAUUUUAUUGAUGUACACAAACUGGAUAAACCUUUGUCAUUGCUUUUUCUCUUUUUUCUGAAUAGAUCCAUAUGUUCUUUUUUUAAAACAAGUUAUAGACUAUAAGCCAAAUAAUUCAGAUGUUCACACAGAAAUACAUCCAAAAAAUCCACUGGACCUCAAGGACUGGAUUUCUGUUUGCCCAGUUCUGGGAUGGGAGCACCAGAUGGUGGUGCAUCAUAAAGCUUUCUGAUUCAAAUGAUCCCUAAGAUCUGUAUGUUGUGUCACAUGGAGGUUAAUACCGAUGGGCGAUAAGCUCCAGUGAUGUAAUAAUUCAACUGUGAUCGCAGCUGCAGGUGGUGGUGAACUUUUACAUCUCCCUAUUUUUCUCAUUUGUCAUUGUCAGGAUUUAUAGUUACAAUGGGUUUCAAAAAAUAAUGAAUUUUAAAUGAUUGGAUGCACAAAAAAUAAAUAAAUGAAUAAAACUCUUGGUAUGUUAUUAGACUUCCAGAUUGAAUCACUUAAAUUCUGCUGAUAUAUGAUUCUUGUCAAGCACUUUUCACCAGGAAGAGAGGCAAAGGCAGGCAGAGAAAAGGUAAAACUGAGUUUGUUUGCAUUUUUUCAUCAACUGCCUCUUGUUUUACAUGCUUAAGAUCCUGCUAAUAAGGUUUGUUUGUAAAGUGUUUUGGUCAAAACAGGUCUUUAGUAGAGUGGUGGUAAUAUUUUAAAUGGUAUAAAAUGAAAUAAAAUUUGAGGGAUAAAUUGCUUUGCAUGUUUGCAGAGCUGUAAUUAGACCUCCUCUGACUGGGUUUUAUAUUUGUUUAUAUUUUCCUUGCACUGAUUAUGCAGAGUAAAUAUAUUUCUGACCCCGAGACAUAAUAAUUAGUUUUCCAAAGCAGCUGACACAGAACGACAAAGAACAUUAGCUUAUAUUUGUGCACAUUGCAUUGAUUUUUUAAAUUUAAAGAAGCAUUUAUUUACAUUUCCAAAACACUCUCUAUAUUUAUAUUUAUGUCCAUCUGAAACCUUUGCGUGUUAUGCAAAGAGUGUAAGCAGAAGAAAAAUAUUGGUGUACAUAACAGAUGCAGAUGUUUUUCUAAAUAAUGGCUAAUAAGUCAGU